This is a messenger RNA of Truncatella angustata, 1945 nucleotides long. Its product is annotated as major facilitator superfamily transporter. The transcript has a single exon. The coding region runs from base 462 to 1940 and encodes 492 amino acids. Gene Ontology annotation, biological process: transmembrane transport. The record is from RefSeq and is a predicted model, not a curated record. Gene Ontology annotation, molecular function: transmembrane transporter activity. Lineage: Eukaryota; Fungi; Ascomycota; Sordariomycetes; Amphisphaeriales; Sporocadaceae.
AUCUCGCGACCGGGCAACUCAUCCCGCGUUCAAUUGGCGGAAAACCUGCAGAAAAUCCUAGCUUAUGACAUAGUUGUGCAUCCACACUUGAUCUAACCAAGUCCGGGUUUCCUCGCCGUCAUUUUCCCCGCUCAAAUUCAACCUUUCUCCCAGCAGAUUCAGUACAACAAUCUUUUUUGAGAAGAUUUGUAUUGUGAUUAAUCAGAUUGAUCACUAGCAGAAACCUUCUUCACCGAACUACCGGAAAACUCAAAUCGUCGAAAAAAGGGUGGUGGAGUGAUGGCUUCAACCAAGUCGAAAGACCCCAAUACAUUUCCUACUGCACAACUCACGGUCCUGGGUAUGGAGCUCUUCUCACCGAGACUUUCACCGUGAGCGUCGCCACUGACCGAACCCAAACAGCAAUAUGUCGCUUCUCAGAACCAAUCGCCUUCAACUCAAUUCUUGCAUAUACGUAUGUAAUGGUGGAAGACCUUAAUGGUACCGCCGAAGAUGCAUCUUUUUACGCCGGACUCUUGGUUUCUGCAUAUGCUGUCGCAGAAGCCAUCACCUCCAUGGGUUGGGGAAUUCUGUCCGAUCGCUACGGUAGAAAACCCGUCGUUCUUUUCGGACUCGUAGGUGUCUGUAUCUCGAGUUUGGUCUUUGGUUUCGCGAAAAAUUACUGGGUUGCGCUGCUAGCCAGAUUCAUUGGUGGGGCUCUGAAUGGUAAUGUCUCCGUCAUGCAAACAAUGGUGGCAGAGAUGGUAACAAAUCCUGCACACGAACCCAAGGCAUAUGCAGUUCAGCCGUUUGUUUGGACGCUUGGAGGCAUCAUUGGGUCAGCUAUGGGCGGAUUUCUGGCUCAACCUGCACGCUUCUAUCCCUCGGUGUUCUCUGAGGACGGACUCUUUGGCCGAUACCCUUAUCUACUCCCUAACCUAGUUGCCGUCGGAGCAAUUCUCCUUGCAGUCAUUCAAGGCAUCUUCUUCCUCGAGGAGACGAACCCUUUCCUCUUGAUAGGAGAUGACGACGCCAUCGCCGACAGUGAUAUCGACGAAACUACUUCUUUAUUGAACGGUCAUCAACAACGACACCAGCGCGCAAGCAUCAUCAGCAUCGCCAGUGACCGGCCGCGCUUUGCAGAGGAAGGCUUGCCUCUACCGAUUGCACCCAACUUCGACCUGCGUCGGUCAUCUUUUGGAACAGUCCAUUCGAUCAGGCUUCCUGCCCCUCCGCCACGUGUAAGGUCGGGUGGUCGCCCCGGCCCGCCAAGUCGUAUGCAGAGCGCCAUGAGCUUCAAGGGUAAGACGUUCACCAGAAAUGUCAUCAUGGUCACGGCUGCUUUGGUUAUCUUCUCGUAUCAUCAGAUGGCGUCUGCUACCCUGCUGCCUACCCAUUUGCUUGACAAUCGUCUGACGCCACAAGGCCAGCUCGACCUUAAUGGCGGUCUGGGAUUCACGGUACACGACGUGGGAGUUUUUCUGGCGGUAAACGGACUUCUUGGUCUCUUCAUUCAGGGCAUUAUCUUCCCCAUAUUUGUCGACAAGGUUGGAGUCUGGAGAACGUUCGUACUCAUGAUCGUCUUCUACCCGCUAGCAUACUUGCUCAAUCCCUUCGUCUCUGCUUUCCCCGAUUGGCUCGUGUCCCCAGCCAUCUACCUGGCUAUGGUCGUGCAAGGAUUCUUCGGAAUCCUGGUUGGUCCAUGCGCGCUUAUCUUGCUUAAGAAUGCAGCGCCUGCCUCUUCUGCUCUAGGAAAGGUCAACGGUAUGGCUAUGGCGGCUUGCUGUCUUGCGCGCACCUUCAGCCCUCCUCUCGUUGGUAUCAUCUAUGCAGCCGGUGGUUCAGCUGCUGCGUGGUUCAGCUGUGCCGGCGUUGCAGUCAUCGGACUUAUACAGCUGUUCUGGGUUCCCAGGGACAACGUUGUCGAUCACGUGGAGAUCGACAAUGCACUCUUUGAGUAAUCGAA